This is a messenger RNA of Microcebus murinus (gray mouse lemur), 1720 nucleotides long. It is a transcript of the gene AIMP1, whose product is annotated as aminoacyl tRNA synthetase complex interacting multifunctional protein 1. The record is from RefSeq and is a predicted model, not a curated record. Lineage: Eukaryota; Metazoa; Chordata; Mammalia; Primates; Cheirogaleidae. Gene Ontology annotation, molecular function: tRNA binding.
GGCGCGGACACCUCGUUGGGUCCUUUUUCGCUGCCGCAGUGCUGGGGAAGGCGUCGGUCCUUACCUCCCGGCGGAGUCCGCCUUGCAGCCGGGGUCGACUGUUUGAUGAUUUUCUGCCGUUUCUUGGCAAAAAUGGCAAAUAAUAAUGCUGUUUUGAAGAGACUGGAGCAGAAAGGUGCAGAGGCUGAUCAAAUCAUUGAAUAUCUUAAGCAGCAAGUUGCUCUUCUUAAGGAGAAAGCAAUUUUGCAGGCAACUUUGAGAGAAGAGAAGAAACUUCGAGUUGAAAAUGCUAAACUGAAGAAAGAAAUUGAAGAACUGAAACAAGAGCUUAUUCAGGCAGAAAUUCAAAAUGGGGUGAAGCAAAUACCAUUUCCAUCUGGUACUCCACUGCAAGCCAAUUCUAUGGUUUCUGAAAAUAUGAUGCAGUCUACACCAAUAACAACCAUAUCUUCUGGAGCCAAAGAACAGAUAAAAGGAGGAGCAGGGGAAGAAAAGAAGGCAAAAGAGAAAAUUGAAAAGAAAGGAGAGAAAAAGGAGAAAAAACAGCUGUCAGCCACAGGAAGUGCUGACUCCAAGCCAAUAGAUGUUUCCCGCCUGGAUCUUCGAAUUGGUUGCAUUAUAUCUGCCAGAAAACACCCUGAUGCAGAUUCAUUGUAUGUAGAAGAAGUAGAUGUUGGAGAAACAGCCCCAAGAACAGUUGUCAGCGGCCUGGUGAAUCAUGUUCCCCUUGAACAGAUGCAAAAUAGGAUGGUGAUUUUACUUUGUAACCUGAAACCUGCCAAGAUGAGAGGAAUAAUAUCUCAAGCGAUGCUGAUGUGUGCGAGUUCUCCAGAGAAAAUUGAAAUAUUGGCUCCUCCUAAUGGAUCUGUUCCUGGAGACAGAAUUACUUUUGAUGCUUUCCCUGGAGAGCCUGACAAGGAGCUGAACCCUAAGAAGAAGAUCUGGGAGCAGAUCCAGCCUGACCUUCGCACUGACAACCAGUGUGUGGCCACCUACAGAGGAGCUGCCUUCGAGGUCAAAGGGAAGGGGGUGUGUCGGGCUCAGACCAUGGCCAACAGCGGAAUCAAGUAAAAUAAAACGCGUUUGUUACUGCAGUACAUUGGAGAAAACUUCAAUAAUAAUAAAAAGGAUUAUAUUUGUCACUUGUACCUGAAAUAUGACUGGCUCAUUUUUGUGUUAUUUCUCUUCUAGAGUUAUCUAGUCUUUUAGCUGUUAUAUAUUGUUUUCAAUUGACUGGGGAAACUGCGUUUUUACCCAUGGUUUAUGAUCAUCUAUAAUGGAGAGAAGACAUUGCUUAUGUGUUGUGAUAAUUUAUUUUUUAGCAGGGAUAUUGGUUAGCAGGUUUUUUCUUUAUACAUUUAGAUAACUUGAACUAGAUUAGUAUGUAGUAUUGUAUUUGUGGGCACAUGAUGCAUGAAAUUUCAAGCACUUGGAUUAAUAUAUUGUGAACGUCUGUUAUAAAUGUACUGUCCUCUUCAAAAAUGACAAGUUGCAUUUUGUGUUAGUUAUUAACUACUCAUAAUUGUAAUAAUAUUGAAAAUGAUCAACUACUAAUUCUAAGAGCCAGACAUAAAAUCCAGGGCAUACAACAUUUGAACAUUUUUGCUUUGCUACCAAAGUAACCCUGACUAAUAAUACUUAAAGUGACUAUUUUAAAAAAAGUGAAAUUUCCACCUGUGUCUUGAAUUUAAUAAACACACUGUAAAGUGGUGUCACUGUA